GUGUGUGAUGUGAUCAAUAAAUCAGAAGUUCUUCGUUCUCGGAAGAUUAGAACUACAAGACCAGACCAGGGGAUGAUUUUUUGGGAACGAAGGUUGAUUAAAUUAUCGUUUCUCUUUAAACAUUAUUAAAUAUGAUGCAAGCCAAUGGCAGAGUAUUUUCAUUGAAGAAAAAGAAGUAGAAGAAGAAUCUACAUUUAUGCCCACAUCUAACCUUGGUAAAUGUCAAUAAAUUUAGGUUAUAUUUACAUUGUCAUUGUCUUUUAAUAAUGAGUUCAGAGCCUACUCCUGAAUCCCUAAAGGAAUUAGGGAACAAAGCAGUUCAGGAAAAGAAGUACACAGAGGCAAUUUUACAUUAUACCCAUGCAAUUAAACUAGACCCUAAUAAUUAUGCACUUUACAGUAAUCGUUCUUAUGCAUUCCUGAAUGAGCAACAAUAUUAUUUAGCAUUAGAAGAUGCUAAUGAAACAAUUAGAUUAUGCCCUCAUUGGGCAAAGGGUUACUUCAGGAAAGGAGAAGUAGAAUUUGCGGCACAUCAUUAUCUGGAAGCUUGUCAAUCUUAUAAAAAAGCCUUAGAACUUCAACCUGAUGAUAUUAAAAUUAUAGAGUCUCUUAAUCGUGCCUCCAGAGAAAUUCUUAAAGCCCAUAGGGCUGAUGAGACUACUCCUUGGUUAGGAGCUGGAAUUGGUCUUAUUGUUGGAGUUUGCAUAAUGAUUUCUGAUUAUAUCUUCACAUCAAAUCCUACUCAUCCUAUUCUCAUGUCUUUAGUGACAAUUGUUAUUGCAAUGGUUGGUUAUGGUUUAGCAAAAUCAUAUAGAUACUACACUAAAGCUUCAAAUGAAGGUUUAUUAGAAGCUCCACCUGAUUUGGGUUUCGAUAAAGAAUGUAACAAUGGGGAGGAGCAAAAAACACAUGUUCGUUAUACUAAGUCCCAAGCUAGGCAAAGAUAUAGAAAGGGUAAAAUGUGAAAAAGGUUUAUUAUUUGUUAUUGUUAUGUUUUUAUAAUUUUUCAAUCGACCAAUAUAUGAUUAUGAAUAAAUAAUUAAAAACGC
Molecule: messenger RNA, 1049 nt
Organism: Harmonia axyridis
Lineage: Eukaryota; Metazoa; Arthropoda; Insecta; Coleoptera; Coccinellidae
Product: STI1-like protein
Exons: 6
Coding region: 267-965 (232 amino acids)
Molecular function (GO): Hsp90 protein binding
Source: RefSeq, a predicted model, not a curated record